This is a messenger RNA of Halteromyces radiatus, 7481 nucleotides long. RefSeq lists its product as uncharacterized. The transcript has 22 exons. NCBI's taxonomy places the organism in Eukaryota, Fungi, Mucoromycota, Mucoromycetes, Mucorales, Cunninghamellaceae. The record is from RefSeq and is a predicted model, not a curated record. Bases 42 to 7424 code for a protein of 2460 amino acids.
UUUCUUUUUCUCUUUCUUUCAAAAACAUCAACAAACAGAAAAUGUCAUCGAAUAAAGCUUUUACGUGGCAGAUAGAGGCACACGUACAAGUCGAUGAUCAUCAUGAUACAUCACCGCCGCUUGUUAAAAGAAUGAAUGAUGACCAACAAAAUGCACAAUCAUCGCCUACAAUUAUUGAUGAAAAAGUCAUUACACCAUCAUCCCUUUUAAAGGAUGUCUCAUCACAAACAACUUUAGGCAAGAAAUAUGGAAGAUUUAUGGGGAAAAUUUUACUUAAAAGUCAAUCAUCAAGUCAUACUACUACUAGUAUGAUUAUCAAUAAACAAUCAUCACCUAUUCAAUCCAACCUUACUUCUUCAUAUCCUGGGUACCUUCGUUUGGAACGACACCGGAAAUCUGAAACGAAAGAAGGGGACAACCGUAUUUUUGAAGGUCCGCACUGGCUUAAAAUGAGAGAUUCUUUUCCUGCUCUUUCUUCUUCCCAAACUUUAUUUCACCAAAAGUUUCGCCAACUUGACAAUGGUAAACGAACGCGAUGGGAUGUUAUUCAGUCCAAAAGUCCAAGUAUCGACAAUAUUACUUUUUUCUCUCAACGGCUUUCUCAAGAAAAACCUUCAACACAACCUCAUGUUACAUCAACUUAUUCCUCAAACCCUUUAAUUAAUGAAGACAUUUGUCCUUUCUGCCAUGCUCAAGCUAUGUAUCGUGAAAGUCUGGAAGUGAUUGAAUUAUGUGAAUUCUGCAAGAAAAAAUGGUAUCUUUGGCCAAAAAUAUUUUUUUCUCGUUUACGAGAACAUGCUCAUGGUUUGAACAAACUACAACAAGAGGAACCGCCUUCGCCUGUCAAAUUAAAUUCAUCAGCAUCAACACCAACAAGCCAUUCGCUUAUUGGAAAUCUAUCAAGUAUUACCGAAAAGUCUACACAAAAAAAAAGAACCAGAAAGAAGAAAACAACGACUACGAUACGACGAAGAUCAGCAGCGAAACAACCCCCACCCACACAAUCAAGGAACUCGAAGAAACUAACAACUAUGCGUAAACAAAAAUCUGGUUCCUCUUUUUCAAUGAAAGCAAAUGAACGUACUGCCUAUUACGACAAUAAUGAUACACUUCCUCGUGAUGCCGAUCACAACAAAGCAUCGUGCUUCCCAAUCAUCAAGAAUGACAAAGAUGAAGAGACUAUUGAAGCAAAGACGGCGCGAUUGAAACAAUCAUUUGACGAAAAUGCUAUUGGAUACACUUAUGGACAAAGGGUGGAAGUCUUGAAUAUUAAUGGCCAUUGGUAUACAGCAACAUUGAUCAAGGUUGAAGGAUCAAAAGUCAAGGUCAGCUACAAAGACUGGGAUGAUCAAGACGAAUGGAUUAUUAUGGGCAGCCAACGAUUACGUACAGUGACUAGUGAUGAAGGUGAUGAAGGUGAAGAUGAUGACGAUGACGAUGACGAUGAUGACGAUGAUGGUAGCAACAAGGAUAAUGACAACAAUAAGCAUGAUUCUGGCUCAACCUUGGCUAACAACGAAGACGUCGAUGACGAUGAUGAUAAAUCAUCUACUUUAUCUGAUUACUUGUAUGAAAUCGAAGAUGAAGAACAAACAUCUCAAGACAAUCCUGAAAAACUUUUUACUUCUUCCUGUGAUAUUACCACUAUCUCUGAUCAACAUGAAGACGUCAAGCAAACAUUUCAGGAAAAAAAGGAAGAUCAGCCAUUAGUACUUUUACACCACGAUUCGUCCUCCUCCUCUUCUUCCUUGGACAAUGAUUCCGGUGACACUCCUGCUUGUCAACAAAAUAAUAGCAAGUCCAAAUCUAGUGAAGAUUAUGUGUCAUCCACUCUUGAUACCGACCCUACACAGAUAUUCAACAACAAUGAAGUAUUUAUGACUCGACGAAUGGCGCGACAAAUGGUUGAUGAACAUGGAUUCCGCCCCAAUUCUUUUGGUUAUCAUUAUGGACGUCCUGUAGCAGUGAUUUAUACAACACAACAAGGAACCAACAAGAAGAAAAAACAAAAACAACAAAUGGAAUGGAUUGGUUAUCUUCGACAAAUGCGUGGCAAUCAAGUACGAGUCUGGUUUCCAAGUUCUCAACAAUCCGAUUGGGUGAUUAGUGGAAGUCGUCGUAUACGUCUAAUUUCUGAUCAAGAAGAUGCUGAAUAUCGUGCCUUAGGUUUUGAUGUAACCGGUGAUGAUGGGGAUGUGAAGGAAACAAUACCAGCAAAACCACGUACUAAUCGGCGCCGUCGUGAUAAUGGAACUACAGUGAAAAACCAACAGUCACCACCAUCGCGAUUUCUUGCACCAAAGGAUUCCUCGACAUGUUCCAAUCAAGUUAUGAAUCAAUUUGAACAACCAUCGGCAUCGAUAUCCUCUGACAACAACCAAUGUGAAACAAAUGAACCGCCUUCUUCACCAAUACCUAGUCGUACCGAGACUUCUAUCACUUUAUCCAACCAACGUUCAUCAUCUGAAGCAUCCUCUUUACACAGCAACACUGAUUCCGAGCAACAAAUGGCAACAGCUGGCUCUAAUGACACCAAUACUUUUUUGAUGAAGACUGGCAAUACAUCUUUGAGAAAGACACGAGAUAUUGAAGGACGACAACAAAAGCAACAUCAGCAAGAUCAAAAGGAUACACCCGAAUUUUUGACAACUGGAGCUUUUGCAACUAGACGUGCUAUGAGACAAUUACAAGAUGAACAUGGAUUUGUACCCAACCCGUAUGGUUAUGUCUAUAAUAUGCAAGUGGAAAUAUUGAAUACUAAGUCUUCGAAACAACAUCAAUUCUUCUGGGAACUGGGUCGACUUGUGGCAAUGCGACCAGGCAAAGUAUGUGUACGAUACGAUGGAUGGGGUGAUAUGUACGAUGAAUGGAUGAUGGUAGGCAGCAGACGUAUUCGACCCGUUCAACAAAACCAACAAGCAAUACAAGAUGAUAACAAUCAUACCAUCAGCACUAAUGGUCAAUGUUCCUCAAGCUCCACUUCUUCUGACAAUCCUUUGUUAUUACAUCAACCGACUCCGCUAUCCACUGAGACGGAAAGGCAAAUAAAUGACAACAACAACAGCAUCAACGGCAACUGCGACAAAGCUACAACUUUAAUACAAAACAAAGCAACAUCGACAUCAGACGCAAACUUUUUAUUGAUGAUGGAAACCAAUCCUGAACUAGCAGAUGAAAAAACGAAAACCAGAAAAAGGGUAAUUCUUGGUCCUGAUGAUUAUCAUCGUCUAGGUAUGGUAGUCAGCAUUGAAGAACUUGAACGCAAAGAACUCAAACGACGACGACGCAGUGGUCAGCAGCAAGAACAACAAGAUGUGACAUCUCUUACGGAACCGAUGUCUACCACUCCUUCGACCAAACUCAAUGAUAACAAUGAAGAUGGCGACUACGUAUUGACGACGACGAAAAAAUCACGAAAACCACCGUCGUCUACUUCAAGCAAGAACACUACAACAAUUGCAACGAAAAAGGAACAACAGAUCCGUAGGCGACGAAGACGAAGACGACGGCAACGUCUGGAUCUUUCCGAUGACGACAAUGAUGACUUUGACGAAGCUAAUUUUAAAUUUGGAACAGAAGAGGACGACGAUGAUUGCGGAACGGAUGCUGAUCAACAUGUAGACAAAGAAGAAAAUAAUACAGCAGAAACCAAUGGUGACAACGAUGACAAUCAUCAUGGAUUUGUGGCAAAUGUGUACGGAUAUGACUAUAUGCAACAUGUACAGCUACUUCAUCUAGACAAAAAAUGGUACGAAGGACGUCUUAUUUCUAUGGAUCGAAAUAGACUUCGAGUGCAUUACUGUGGAUGGCCCGAUUUAUUUGAUGAAUAUGUUACUGUUGGCAGCCGGCGUCUUCAAGUAGUAGAAAAUGAUCAUGAAGUGGAAUGUUUAGAACCUGAUUACAUGACUCGAUAUGAAAAUAUGCUCAAGAACAACAAAUAUCAUCAACAUCAAUGUAGAUCGAAAGCAAAUAUUACUGAUAGAACAACAUCUCAUUCUUCGGCAACGUCAACCAGACUUCGGCGACUUACUUUAGCAAAUACUGGCAGUGAUGAUCAACAAGCAGAACUUGACACAGACAACGCAGUGAUUUGUCAUCGUUGCAAUGUGGCCAUCAAACAAUUUAGAUACUAUUGUACUUAUUGUGAAUCAUCAUCUGACCAAGUCUCCUCAACUGACAGCUUUGAUCUUUGUCUACAAUGUUUUGAUCACAAUUUCCCAUUCUGGCACGAACAUCCAAGGUCAAGUUUUGCUGUACAAUCGGUGAUCAAUGCAGCUAUUGGACCCCGUCCUAUCAAAGGUGAACUGGUGACUGUAUGGGAAGAAGAUGUAUUAAUGUGCGAUGAUGAUACAGCUCAGGCUCCUCCCACUUCUCAGGUAACGACAGAAACAACAAACACAUCAUCUUUGGUGGAAUCAUCGACAUUGGAUCAAGUCAUCACCACUGGAACAACAACAAUGCUAUCAUCACCGUCUACACCAAUACCAUCCAUGGAAAUACCAUCAGCAACUACUACAGCAAUGGUGGCGUCCUCUGAUUCUACGACAACUUUGGAAGCAAGCCAGAUUUUCUCUGGUCAAUCAGCAAUUGCAGCAGAUCAAGGAUACAAGUAUUUGAAACGAUGGCAGCGACGGAAGGUAUGCUCUUUUUGCAACGAUGAUGAUGAUACUUCCGAGGAUCUUGGCAAAUUCAUUGGCCCAUUUGUGAUUACAUCCUACAACAAGAAUGGUACGAAGAAGAAACGAUCGUUUUGGGCUCAUGACGCAUGUGCAAGACAUAGUCCUGAAGUAUUUUGUACUCCUGAUGGAAAAUGGUACAAUGUCACUCUUGCUUUACGCCGUGGUCGUGGUGUGCGCUGUUUUGCUUGCAAGGAAAAGGGAGCUACGAUUGGUUGUUUUGAAUCGAAAUGUUCCAAGAGUUUCCAUUUGCCUUGUGCUGAAAAGCCUGUCAAUUAUUUUGAAAAUGGGGUUAUCUUUUGGUGUUCAACUCAUGAAGCUUAUUACAACAAGAUCGAUACCUAUGUCAAUGUCUUUAGUUGUGAUGGAUGUAAUAAGAAACUAGAAGAAGAAUCAUGGUAUACCUGUUUACCUUGUGCUACCAGUUAUUUUUCUACAUUUGAUCUAUGUGCUGACUGUUACGAGAACUUCCCUCAAGAUCACGUCCACAAUGAAAGUCAAUUUGAAGAAACUUCAUUUGAAAUUAUCAAGGAAAUGGAAGCUCAAAAGGCAACCAAAGCAGCUCGUGCCAAAGAAGAAAUUCGUGCAGCUAAUGCAAAAACAAGGAAGAAACCAACGUUUCUCAAACGAAGACGACGACGAGCGGAUGGAUCAGUCUCUAUUACAUGUUGUUACUGUGGAACUCAAGAUGCAGAUGAAUGGAGAAAAGGAUAUGAUGGUGGCGUUUUGAUGUGUGUGUCAUGUUAUGACUUGGCUCUUUUGGUGGACAAUGACGGACGAAAUGAUAUCAACAACAACAAUGAUGAAGAAGACAAUGAAGAAGAUCCAAUGAUACAACAAUCUGAUACGAUGACUUCGUCUAUUGUGGUUGGACCUAUUUCAGCUUCUUCAUUUGAUCCUGCUGCUCAAUCUCACCAGUAUCUCGCAUCCAUUGAUAAUUAUACGCAUAAACCAUAUUUGACACGUGAUGCAUUAUCAGCAAACAAAUUCAGUGAUUCUCUGACAGGCAUUCGAUUGACAACCUACGAACCACAACCAAGUCAAAUAUUCUCGUUGAUCUUUGAUUCCACUUAUUAUGAUAUUCCUGGUCGCGCUCCUCGAUGGGCUUCUCAUUCUGGCACUGAUUACCAUGGGACUUGGUUACCUCAAACUGUCCGAAGAUCUAUUUUGAAAUACACUAAUAAGGGUGAACGGGUUUUAUCCAACUUUCUGGGUCGUGGUACUGACGCUAUUGAAUGUUUUUUAUUGCAAAGAAGAUGUGUGGGCAUUGAUAUCAACCCGGCGGCUGUUGCUUUAUCUCAACGAAACUGCUGUUUUGAACUCCCAAUAGGUUUGACUGAAGCGAAAUAUCGACCUAUUGUUGCGCAAUCAGAUGCAAGAAAUCUCUCUGGUUCUUUAUUCGGCAAUGAAUCAUUCCAUCAUAUCUUGUCUCAUCCCCCUUACAAAGAUUGCGUGGCCUAUUCAACCCAUUUGGAAGGUGAUUUAUCUAGAUUCAACAAUAUUGAAGACUUUAUGGUUGAAUAUGAAAAUGUGGUCAAACAAAGUUGGAGGGUAUUAAAGAUGGGUAGAAGAUUGACACUAGGUAUUGGUGAUAAUCGUGAACACUGCUUCUACAUUCCAGUGUCAUUCAACUUAAUGAGGCAAUAUAUUGAUGAAGGCUUCGAAAUGGAAGAACUCAUUGUGAAACGACAACGCUAUUGUUCUGCUUUUGGACUUGGAACUUAUCUCUGUGUACAAUUCGAUUUCUUGGUGUUUACUCAUGAAUUUCUGGCAACCUUCCGGAAAGUGCCUAAGGACAAAAUUGACAGAAUGAUGGGACGAGAUUAUGAUACUUUAUCAGGAGACAAUGUUCGCCUCAGUUAUGUUACUCAUGGGGUACCUGCAUCUGCCAUUUCAAGGAAAAGUGUUGUUAUGGGAACGGUUUGGGUAUUUAAACCUACGGAAAAAUAUAGCUUUGCCGAUCUUUGUAUGUCUCGUAUGGUUGAACGCUUUGGAAAGGAUGAUUGUAAUUGGCAACAUGUACAAUUAGAAUUCAUGGGUUCUGAGGGAGAUGAAAGUAACAAGACUAGUUCCUCUUUGGUAGAAUUGACUGAUGAAGAUGAAUGGAAAAAACAACAAGAACAAGAUGCAGGAAUUUCAAGUUAUGAACAAGAAAGAUUGAAAAGGAUUGAAGAAAACAAUCGUAUUUUACUGAAAUUGGGGUUGGUAUCGGAGCUUGGGGAUGAAGAAUCUGAAGAUAUGGUACAUUAUGAUACGAUGAUGAACAAACCCAGUGGAGAGGAUGCAAUAUUAUGUCUCAUCAUAAUGGAACAUCAACAGAUCAAGGUACAUCAAUUGGAUUUAUAUCGACAAACAGUGGUACAUACUGCCUUGGAAGCUAGCAAACAAUUGAGUCCCUUGGGUAUGUUAAUUAUUGGUACACAAGACAUUCGUGAUCCUCAAACGGGAAAAUUAUGGCCAGUAUCUUUAUUGGUGUUGGAGGAUAUAGAACGAUCUGUGGAUAGAUCGAUAAUGAAACUCAAGGAAAUGGUUGUUACUGUGCCUGAUGGAUAUUCAAGAGAUCGGAAACAGCCAAUGGCAGAUGCUAUGACUCAGUAUCAACAACAAACAUGGUAUGAUAACACGAGUAAUAUGGAUGAAUCUCAAGAUACAAUUGUGGUAGUGGAUGACACUGAUGAUGAUGAUGGAAGGAUAAAAGAACAUUUACCUAUUGUCCAUGCUAUUUAUUUAGUAUUCCAACGUAUUUAGUCUAGUUUUUUUUUUUCUUGAAAGAAAAAUAAAAGUUGAUAUCUUUAUUUUGGUUUA